UAAGCAGAGAACUUGCUUUCUAUUUGUUGCGAGUAAAUGUGACUUCAGAGUUCUCUGAAUUUUAAAAUGCACAACUGGACCUCAGUAUGUAAAAGUUACAUUUGAAGAGGAAUGUAAAAUCAAGGGUUUUAUUUGACCUUUGUGUUAUUAUUUCAUUGUCGUGGCUGAGCCGUGUGAAUUCACCGAAGGCAGAAUGAGCUCUGUGUGUCUCAGUUACUACAGUGCAGACAGCGUGCUUGUGAAGGGCUUUGCCUGCCCCAAACCGGAGAACGACGCGAGAGCCGUGCACUGCUGUGGAUUCAGCGACAUCAAAUACUGCUGCGACGACCCCAACAGUUUCUUUCACUACGAGUAUGGGUACAUGUGGUGGCUGAGUGUGGGGGCGCUGGUCGGCCUCUCCAUUGCGGCAGUGGUGUUGCUGGCGUUUAUUAUCACAGUGUGUGUCCUCUGCUAUCUCUUCAUCUCCACCAAGCCCCACGGCAGACUAGACAACGGGCUUCCACUGCACACGCCAGCUGUGGAUCUGAACGCUGUGGAAGGGCCGAGUCACUGUAACGCGGUGGGGGGGCCGACAGGGAUCCAGAAGCACUUUAUGAGUCGUAAGCUGGACUGCACCAAUCAGCCACCGGACCAGGACCGUCUCUUCCAGAGGUGCUUCACAGCAACGGUCACCACCAUCAACAUAGAGGGGCCAUCUUAAAACUGUCCAGUGCUUUCCACUGCGCGGAUCGCACUUUCACAUUUCAAGAUACUGCUGCAGGGUCAAUCCGCUUUCGUCUCUUUGAUCUGGAAACAAAUAAGAUUUACGCAGUUUCUAAAGAAGCCCCUUACUGGUCUCAUACUGGGAUAAAAAUCCAGCUUCUUAUUCAUGGAGCCACAGGAAUGGUAAUCACAGCAAUCCAGCUUUUGAUAACACCGUGUAACAAAUUAUUUUUAUUUUUUUGUUCCUGGGUAGUAAGUGUUAUUUCCUAUUUGCUUA
Molecule: messenger RNA, 979 nt
Organism: Polyodon spathula (Mississippi paddlefish)
Lineage: Eukaryota; Metazoa; Chordata; Actinopteri; Acipenseriformes; Polyodontidae
Product: protein shisa-like-2A
Exons: 3
Coding region: 194-700 (168 amino acids)
Source: RefSeq, a predicted model, not a curated record